Molecule: messenger RNA, 3525 nt
Organism: Umbelopsis ramanniana AG
Lineage: Eukaryota; Fungi; Mucoromycota; Umbelopsidomycetes; Umbelopsidales; Umbelopsidaceae
Exons: 16
Coding region: 79-3396 (1105 amino acids)
Biological process (GO): regulation of Rab protein signal transduction
Cellular component (GO): cytoplasmic vesicle
Source: RefSeq, a predicted model, not a curated record
GAGGUCAUGAAGUCAUGGACAAAUGAUUUCCUCUUCGAGUAAAUUGAUGGGUUGGGUAGAAACCUCUUCGUUCUCCUAAUGACUUCAAAUGUUCCACCAUUGCGCUUGGCAGACUACUUUUUUGUAGUCGGCAUUCAAGACAAGGACAUUAUAACUAAAUAUGAAGCUGCCAGAUCUUCAGGUGGAUCCAUCUCCAAUGAAUCCUACUUUAACGUGAAUGCAGCGGAGCCCAAAGAACAGACGCAAGGUGUAGCAACUUUAGACAAUACCAUGCUCGACCACGUCGCCACAGUCAUUCAAAACUUUGAUAAGGAUAGAGAUAUGGCUCGGGAUACCGUCAUUGCUGUAUGGGACGGCACCGGUCAACCUAGUCCCAGCCGGCGUAAGAGUGUCGCAUCGGCCACCAACGCCGUAUUGAAAUCCGGCACACGAAGAAUGAGCUCUGCCACGUCUAGACCGUCAAGUAAAUCAAUCAGUGCGUUGGAUCGCCCGUCUAUCAAUGAUACCGAUCGUAGGUCGCUAUCCAAUGAUCGCCACUCUGUUUCCGAGGAGACAACCAUGUCGCCACCCAUAGAUCAUGCGGAGAAGGAUAAGGUGCCCAAUAUAUUCGAAACAACCUUCCCUCCUGCAGUUUUAUUACGCUACCCUAAAGCAGAUCAUUCGCCAUUAGAUCCAUUUCCAUCACAUACCCCAAUGUUCUGCUUCCCCAAUGAUAUAACGUUUCAUUACGGCUCCAGCCCUCCUCCCGAGACUGUACAUUCUUUUUCUACCACCGACGAAGACGGAAAUAAGAAGUAUGGGACUUGCGUGACUUUCUAUGAGCGCUUACCCAAAUCCCUUUACGAAGACAUAAAGGCAUGUGUCGCAAAUUGGGUAAAGGGCAAUAUGUCAUCUAGUACACGUGAAUAUGCACAGCAUUUGAAGGAAAAGAUUGACGUAGAGCUGGAUCAACUUAAAGAACAUAGACAAAGGCAGAUUCAGUUGGCACAUUUGCAAACGACAUCGUGGAUACAAGAGGAACGAGACGAAGUGGAGGAAUUGCUGAGAGUGACUCAAGAGAAAAUUCUUCUUUAUAGGGAACUUUUAGAGCCUGUGAAAUUGGCAAAUUUUAAACCUGAGGAAUGCUGGAUUCCAAAAUCAGUUGGAGUAAUUACCCAGCUCCCUUGGUUUGAGCUGAUGAGCGAUUGGAUCAGGAUUGUAGUGGAUGCCAUUAUAGGAGUCAAAGGAAAGCGUAACCCGCAGGCAAAGAAAUUUAGCCUAGAAAAUGCCAUCUAUAACUUGAUCCAUGAAUUGCGUAUACCUCCUCGUGGUAUUUACGAAAUCGGUAUCACGAUCAAUGAGCGCAUCCUUUACCUUAACCGGCCAAGUUUCAACGAUAUCCCCAUUUUAAAAAACUUUUCGUUAUAUCCGUUGUUUCGAUGCUUGUCACCAAAUAUUAUAUUAGCUAUUAUAGAGGUUUUACUAAGCGAGGGCAAGGUGCUGUUCCUCAGUAAGAAGAUUGGUAUGCUUGCUAUAGCUGGAGAAUCGGUACAAUACCUACUCUAUCCCUUCUAUUGGCAAUUUGUGUAUAUACCAGUACUACCCAAGAGACUGAUAACAUGUCUACAGGCACCUGUGCCAUAUAUAAUAGGAUUUAAUGGAUCCAUGGAUGAAAUUGGUGAAGAUAUACCAGAAGAUACGUGCGUGAUCAAUUUGGACACUAAUACAAUUCACCAAAUGAUUCCGCCUCCAUCUAUACCUGUGCGACAGAGAAGGAAACUUUUAAGUGGAUUUGAGGAAUUUGCAGCGUUGCACACUAGAUUCAAAAUACCUUAUGGUAUUCCUUUGCCUGUUCGAGAAGCAUAUCCAAAUGGACGACUGCCUCUUUCAAAUGGGCGAUCCAAAACCAUGCUGCCUCUAGAACAAAGGAGACCUCGAUACGAUAACAUUGCAGAUAACCAUACGUAUGGGCAAGGUAGUGGCAUAUUUUCACGGCCAUUAUCUGAGUAUCUUACUGGUAAUCAGAGUGUUGGAUCUUUGAGCAAGUUCCCUACAGGGUCAUCAGAGGUCGAUAUUACCGCAGCGAUGUUACCACAACGACCAGGAUCGGCUGUCAUAGCACAAGUCACAGCACCCACACCAUCCACACCGCCACUCAGUCGUGCCCAAUCCUAUAGUGGUUUGCAUUCCAGACCUAUGUUGCCUCCUUCUCCUGGAACAACCAUCAUGAGUAGCUACUUUUCGAAUAUGUCAGCCACAACCGCUGCAACUGAAUCAGCCAAUGGGCAAGGAAAUCGAGCACAAGGCGGACACUCCAAUAGUUCUUCCAUAAGUAGCAGGAAUGGGGUCCUUGGCAUGGAUGAUAGCGAUAUGACUUCGAGUGGCAUUACAUCUGGGAGCACAAGUGAUACAGAGAAGAGAGAGUCUAAGCUCAAAAAUAGAUUGUCAGCUCUUAUGCCAAAGCCCAAAGCAGCUUUUCAAGACUACGAUACAGCACGUAAUUCAACUCAGCAGCAAAACCUAGCACUCGUUUCAUCUUUUAAUGUCGGCCCCGGACGCGCAAGUUUUCCUCCUACCAUGUUAGACAACUCCAUCGAAAAUACAAACAGCUAUAGAAGACGAUGUACAUGGGUAGAAGGACACUGUAUGUUGGAAAUUUUCAACAAUGAGCUGACGGAUUAUGUGGGAUAUCGCUGCAUUUGCGGAAAAGAGAUAAGUCGAGAUAUGAAAAGCGAUGUAAGCCGGGGAAGAGAGUCUGACCCGCUAUCACCACGAAUGAUGUUUAUGAGCUGCACAGAAUGCAAACUCAUCACACAUGAAGGGUGUACAAACCAAAUUCUUCAUCCUUGUAUCCCAACCUGCUUCGACGAACAGCAGAUCGUAUGUGCCUUCUUGCGCACCUAUUCGUCACUGCUUUGGAACUACAGAGCCGGAUUCGCCUAUAGUAUUGAAGAGCUGAACGGAAAUGCGCCGUUAGCUCAGUCUGAUGCCGCAUUCCCUCCGGACGAACAGCAAUCAUCUGAUCCUACCAGGCAGCCUCGCUUUUUUUCAAAGGAGCGUUUCCUUAAAGGAUGCGAUAGAGAUACUAGGGAUUACCUCUCCCAAUUUGUCAACUCACAAAUGUUCACCCAGUUCAUCACUGAUCGCCUGACAAGAUCGCCUCGAGAGUAUGAGGUCCUGUUUUUCGAUGAACUCAUCAAGCUCAAAUUGAAUAGAUCCAAGCUUAAACUAUUAAAAGAGGAUACCCCAUUUUUAGACGAUGAUUCGUUUGCUGUUUCACAAACAGUAUGGGCACAGACGCCAAAUAGCCAUCCGGCUUCCAAUAUGAGUGUGUACGAAGAGGAUGACGCAAGGUUUCCCACCAAGAUUCAUGACGACAUGCAGCUAAAGACAGCGGCGGCUUUCAUAGCCACCUAAAUUUAAUUUAACAAACAUGUAUAUAUACAUCUAAUUUGUGCCAUAUCGUAAAAUUGUUUAAUGCAAAUAAUGGAGGAGCGAUCAGUUAUCAUGAGUAAUAGAGUGGUAUAAUCGAUGAUGAUCUAGAUG